Prunus armeniaca (apricot) is the source of this 336-nucleotide messenger RNA. The record is from the annotation of a GenBank genome assembly. NCBI's taxonomy places the organism in Eukaryota, Viridiplantae, Streptophyta, Magnoliopsida, Rosales, Rosaceae.
AUGGAGAUUAGUAAUGAUGUCAAGAGAGACCAGGUGGAAAAGCUUGUUAGAGAGUUAAUGAAAGGAGAGAAAGGUAAGCAAAUGAAAAACAAGGUCAUGGAGUGGAAGAAACUGGCAGAAGAAGCCGCUAGUCCACAUGAAAAUGUUAACGAGCUUGAGGUUGUUAAUAAUGAAGAAGUAGCUCCACCUAGAACUUUAUUAGAGACUUAUUUGCAUCCUAGUCGUGCACCCAAUCCUUCAUGUAUCAUGUUUCCACCUAACAUGCCCGCAUAUCAGUUUAAACAUGGAAUGAUUCAAUGUACCUAUUUUCAUGGCAUGGAAAAUGAAACUCCUUAG